Molecule: messenger RNA, 891 nt
Organism: Fusarium verticillioides 7600
Lineage: Eukaryota; Fungi; Ascomycota; Sordariomycetes; Hypocreales; Nectriaceae
Exons: 2
Coding region: 1-891 (296 amino acids)
Source: RefSeq, a predicted model, not a curated record
AUGGUUUACGGCGAUAAAAAUGCACCUAAUUGCCAAGUCCCAACUGGACUCAGCUCACUCCCCCGCAAAGACUGCAAUGCCACUAUUCUCAUCCUCCUACCCUUUAUCGUCAAUCACCUCUCCGCGAUAGUCACGCACCUCACCCUUGGUAAUCGCAAAGCAAGAAAUAAGCUCAAGUUCUGGGAUUAUAACCAUCUCAAUGGACCACCGAAAGAGGCUCUAUCAUGGACACCCUACAACACUCUGGCGACCAUCGCCAUGACGGUAGUACAAUGCGUUGUUAGCGCGGUGGCUGUCAAGGCCUCUGGUCUGAAUGUCAGCAUUGGACCGCUCAUUAUGUUUUACUUGACCAAGCCUCGAGUUGGAUGGGUAGUUGUCAUGUUAUCGGCUUGCUUCUACGAACCUCUCACCGAUACAGCCACCGAUGUGCUCUUCCAAGACUGUGUGUUGGGUGUCUUGGCACUUCCUGGCGCGCUUAUGUUCUUGAGAGUCAGCGGUUUUGGGGAGAUGCCUGAUGGUUGUGAUACAUAUGACAUGUACGACACUUAUGCGAUGGGCACGAAUGGGGAUGCCAAUCUUUUCCUGCGCAGUGGCUCAAGCAGCCUUGUCGCAUGCGGUGCGAUACUACUGUUUGUUGGUAUUUCCAUGCUUUGGAAUCUUCGCUUUCUCAAGAGACGUCUCGGCCUGUUGGCUAUGAUUCCUUGCACGGGCGCAUUCGUGUCUGCUUGGGUUCUCUGGAUCGGCUUCGACUAUGCUGUUAUGAAUGGAGACUUUUGUAUCUCUGGGUCGGCUAUCGGAACUGUAUCUGCUAUAUCUAUCAUCUUUCCGAUUUUGAACGGUCUUUUGCGUGGCUGGAUCGGAUAUCCUGGGGGAGGCUACUAUCCGUACUAA